This is a messenger RNA of Guillardia theta CCMP2712, 1190 nucleotides long. RefSeq lists its product as hypothetical. The coding region runs from base 150 to 1190 and encodes 346 amino acids. The record is from RefSeq and is a predicted model, not a curated record. Lineage: Eukaryota; Cryptophyceae; Pyrenomonadales; Geminigeraceae. The transcript has 12 exons. Gene Ontology annotation, molecular function: protein binding.
AGGAAGGCAAUUACAGGGCCUAUUUUUGUCGUGACUCACUUGCUGUGGACAUGCCAAUUGGCUGCCCUUAAGCUCUUCUUGAUCAGACAAAUUUUGCCUGUAAUUCAUCCGACAGCUGGUCUUUACUGAAUCUUGCAAGUUGAGCAAAGAUGAUACAUGUUCCUGCAUUACGAUCCAUGCCGAACCAUCAGCAUGCCUCAAGCUCCACCUCACAAGCCAAAAGAAGCUCUUGGUCCCCAUCGGUGUCACAGGACUCAAAGGAGAAUCAAGCUGGAGUUGGAAUCUUAUUUGUUGAGGAAGAAGACCCUUCCGGGUUUGUCCGAGUCACCGUCAAAGCUUUAAUAGAAGGAGGGUCUGCUGAGAGGACUGGAAUGGUCAAAGCUGGAGACAUGGUCGUUCGAGUUGGAAACGUCGAUGUUAUUGGCAAACCCCUAUCCAUUCUCCGAACCAUGAUCCCUGGUCCGAUUGGCUCCUAUUGCAGAUUAGGAUUUUUACGCGGCGGAGUAGCUUUGAAUUCAAAUGCAGUACAGUCUUCCAGCAGCACAAUUCCAUCUUCCAGCGUGAACCAUUCCAUCGACACCAAAUCCAACGAGGUCCAGAAAACAACUGAAGCCUCCAAGGUCAACGAGGAAGCAGAUUUCAAGAUUGAACCGAUGUCUGAGAACAAAUCGCAAUCACCGUCAUCCCGAGAUCUCAAGGACAAAUGGGAAAACGCCAUUGAGAACCAUGCCCGACCCCAUUCGUUUUCUGGCAGAGCAAACCAUGAGGUUGAUGCCGCAAUCAAUAACGUGGAUAGGGCGUUGUAUGAGAUGCAGACGCGAGAGAUUGAAAGAGUUCGGUCAAAACUUGAUGACUCAGAGCGUGAAAGAAAGCAGCUCGAAGAGGAACUGAAGAAACUCAAGGCCAACCGCACAGAUGUUGAAGAACGGAAUAGAGAACUUGAGGACAAGUCGGCUGAGAAUGCUUUGAGAUCUUUGGAAAGAAGAGUGAUGGAUCUUACGACACAGCAAAGUGCGAGUGCUCAAAUAGAUAAACGAGUCAUGGAACUUCAACAGCAGUUGAUCAAUUCAGAAGAACGAAGGAGGGAUGAAGAGAAGAAAAGGGCAAUAGCAGAGGGAAAAGUUAGAUAUCUCGAGAAUCAGAUAAAGCAGAACUCGCCCUUCAAGUACCAAAACUUCGGCAAAGGUUGA